Molecule: messenger RNA, 1308 nt
Organism: Psilocybe cubensis
Lineage: Eukaryota; Fungi; Basidiomycota; Agaricomycetes; Agaricales; Agrocybaceae
Exons: 9
Coding region: 1-1308 (435 amino acids)
Biological process (GO): mitotic actomyosin contractile ring assembly
Cellular component (GO): myosin II complex
Molecular function (GO): calcium ion binding
Source: RefSeq, a predicted model, not a curated record
AUGGACGUCGAUCCUCUAGCAGAUACCGUGCCACCGCGCUACGCCAUCGAGUCGGAUGAGGAGGAAGACGAGUUCAACCCCCUGCAUCCAAAUCCAUCUCCACCUACCCCCACUCAAUACGACGUCAAAAUCGUCGGGGAUUUACAGUCGGGAAAACCGCUGGAGGUUGCAUCCGGCGACGCGGGACGCUACUGGGCUAGAGGCGCACAGCUGGGCGAGCAGAUUGGCGCAGUGUACGUCGAUAAAGUCCAGAUUGGGCUUCUGUUCACGCCUACAUGGACAAGCGCGACAGUGCUGAUCUCCGAACCGUUCGCACGGCUCCCUUUGCCCGCGAUGCACCCGUACGCAGCGGCUGUCCUCGACGCGCUGUCCCCGACGAGCCUCGCGGUUCUGGACACGUACCCGACACCGACGUACGCAACGGAUGUGCGCAUUCCGGCGCACGACGCGCCUGUGAGAUAUUUGACCACGGAUGAGGGGCUGAGUUUCUCUGAUGAAGAGGCGAAACCGUUCGAGCCGCCGAAUCUCGUAGCGGCCACAUCUGCUGCGUUCCUUACUUCCUCUUCUCCCUCAUCCUCCUCAUCAACACCGUUAACCCGCACACUCAUCCUCUUACCCACACCACACAUCCCCCCCUCUCCUCCCCGCACCCUCUCUGCCUCCUCAUCUACCUCCGCACUUUCACAGGACAAUGAUGACGACGAUGUAGAUUGGAGCACGCAACUCGUAAAUUCUGCACAGCGUCUUUUGUUUAGAGCUAUUGGUAAGGGAGAGGAUGGGAUGCGGGAGUGGGUGAAGCCUAGCAAUAGCAAGGAGGAUGUGACUGGUGGAGUGAAGAGGAGGAAGGGGGCAGAGGUUGGUGAGGGUGGGAUUAACCUUCAUAACAUUCAGUACAAUGAAUACAAAGAAGCCUUUGCCCUCUUCGACAAACGCGGCACCGGCGCCGUCCCACGCGAAACCCUCGGUGACCUCCUCCGCGCGCUCGGGCAGAACCCCACACAAGCAGAGGUAGCCGAGAUCGUCGCGGCCGCACCCAGAGACGUGGAUUACAAGACAUUUUUGACGAUUUUGAAUCGACCGGAUGGGUUCAAGCCUGCAGGCACACCUGAGGAAUUUAUCCGAGGCUUCCAGGUCUUUGAUAAAGAAGGCAAUGGAUUCAUCGGCGCGGGAGAGCUCCGCUAUGUCCUAACUCAGCUCGGCGAGAAGAUGACGGAUGAGGAAGUCGAUGAGCUGUUGAAGGGGGUGCAAGUUGGCGCAGAUGGAAAUGUCAACUACGAAUCGUUCGUGCGCACGAUUCUGAGCCAGUAG